Knipowitschia caucasica is the source of this 204-nucleotide messenger RNA. The record is from the annotation of a GenBank genome assembly. NCBI's taxonomy places the organism in Eukaryota, Metazoa, Chordata, Actinopteri, Gobiiformes, Gobiidae.
AUGGUUCCUUCUGGUGUCCUGGACUGUGGGUUUAAUCUGUGGGUUUCUCUGAACUGCGAUCGCCCUUUGCUGUGUGUGACCGUGACGUCAGGGGUGAUUGGUGUCAGGGCGUGUGUGAAGAGGGUUCUGGUCCUGGACCUCUCCCCCACAGACUUGGCCUCAGAUAAGCUGCCUGCUCUGGAGACCCCUGGCUCUGGGCAGUAA